GAUAUCGAUAAAGCAAGGAGUAACAAGAAAAGGGACUUUAAGCAGCAUACGCAAGUGCUUAGUGAAAAAGCUCGAGAGAAGAGGGUACCCGUCACACGGAUAGGAAGGCUGGUAAACUUUGGAGGUCUGGCAGUUGGACUUGGCAUCGGAGCAAUCGCAGAAGUGGUCAAGAAGAGUUUAAAACCCAAAGAACGAGGUGACAGCAGGAGAGUUUUGCUUUACGAGUCUGCUGAGGUUGAUCCUCAUGUUUGGGCUUUGCUAAUGAUCUCCAUAUUCAACAUCCUCCAGUAUAUCCACAUCCUCUGCACAUCUGCAAAUGACGCCUUUAUCAACCCUCAGCUGGCUAAAAUCUUUGAACGUGUUCGACAGAGUGCAGACUUCAUGCCUACUAAGCAGAUGAUGAAAGUCAUUUACAAUGAUCUCGGCCCAAACUGGAGGGACAAACUGGAAUACUUCGAGGAGAGGCCAUUCGCAGCCGCGUCCAUUGGUCAAGUCCAUUUAAUUAUAAAAGCGGCUGCAGAUCAGGACAGAGAAGGUGUCCUACUGAAAUCCAGAGAAAUGAAGUUCCUCACAGGAUACGAGUCAAAGGCGAUGGAGAACGCCCACGUGGAUGCGGUGAUGAUCCUCGGGGAGGCCUUCAACUCAGAAAAGCCCUUUGACUUUGGAAUGCAGAGCACAACUGAGCGCAUCCACAACCUCAUCCCAGUGAUGCUGAAAGAGCGUCUCACGCCACCGCCAGAGGAAACCUACUCCCUCCACAGAAAAAUGGGCGGCUCCUUUCUCAUUUGCUCGAAACUCAAAGCUAAAAUCGCAUGCAAGGACAUGUUCCAGGAGGCCCACAGAAACUACUGGAGAGAUGGAGACCCCAAGUCCGCACAUUGAAGACUGCUUUUCCAGAAAGUGUGUUGAAACCAGGAAUUUUUGUCAUGCUGAACAAUUCUUAUCUGCAAAUUUUUGGGCUCAUCGGGCCAGAAAGUGUUUUGUUACGUGAUAUACUAAUAACUGCCUAGAUUUGUUGGGGUUU
Messenger RNA from Neolamprologus brichardi, 1024 nucleotides. The record is from RefSeq and is a predicted model, not a curated record. NCBI's taxonomy places the organism in Eukaryota, Metazoa, Chordata, Actinopteri, Cichliformes, Cichlidae.